AUGGAUGAGACGACGAGAGAACUGAAUAAGUUAGCAAUUAUGCAACUGAAGUUGUUUUCUGACUUCCUACAAGUAAGUAAGCAGUUGGAAUCGGUACUGGACAGUUAUCGUUAUAACCUUUCAAAAACAAAGUCUAUAUUAGGGUUCUCUACAACAGCCGCAGCAUUUCUUGACAGUCGCGAUAUGGAACCUACUGUUCGCGUAACGAUUCAAGAUGGCGUUUUUGAACUCGAUGGUAACGAACCAGCCACUUCAAAUUCAAAGCCUCAUUUCCGACCAUUUGGCGUUUUUGAACCGCAGCAUGCACGACUGGCGCGAAAAAACAUCACCAGUUCACUUUCUUUGAUUUGUGAGCUUGCAUCAAUCAAAAAAGAGCUUAUUGAUCUUGAAAGUAAAUACAGUAGCUUGCGGGAAUUGGUUGAAGAUAGAAGCGGUAGUGCUAAGGCAUCGAACUGUGGCCACGUGAUUUGUGUCUUGAGGACACUAAAAGCAACUCAGACCUUAAGUAACACUUGUGUAUUUACCAUAUUAGGCACAAGGAGAAUAGUACGAAAGAUGAAAUUUGCACAGCAGUACCCCACUAAUAAUGAAAUACCAGAAAUCAGUUUAAGUGUGGUUACUACGCUCCUUUCUACAGGUCUUUUGGCGUCAGUUUUACUGGUCUCGUAA
Enterobius vermicularis (human pinworm) is the source of this 669-nucleotide messenger RNA. The record is from the annotation of a GenBank genome assembly. NCBI's taxonomy places the organism in Eukaryota, Metazoa, Nematoda, Chromadorea, Rhabditida, Oxyuridae.